Molecule: messenger RNA, 498 nt
Organism: Desarmillaria tabescens
Lineage: Eukaryota; Fungi; Basidiomycota; Agaricomycetes; Agaricales; Physalacriaceae
Exons: 3
Coding region: 1-498 (165 amino acids)
Source: RefSeq, a predicted model, not a curated record
AUGGCUUCCAAUAGACCACCACCAUAUUACAUUCUCUUUUCCAACUCUUCGCUAUCUCCAACUCCUUCGGCAACUUUGGGACAUCCUACAAUUCAGUAUCACUAUGCAGACGACUCUCCUCUGUCAUUGCUCCCGCAACACCCUCAAGAACACGUCCUUCUGUUGGAUUUCGAUCCUUCGUCGAGCGCACCACCCACAGUGAAGAGUAUCUCCAAGAACAUGUCCGUGACUGGUCUCAAAAUAGAGGACGCACCAGGCGUGGCGGCAGUGGACGAAGGAGGCACCAAACGAGCCGAGAAAAUGUUCAUCAUUGAAACCACGAUGCUAGAAACCAGGAAUGCCGACGGUGAGGCCAAAUCUCCCCAUGCCAUUCUAGCCGAAUUCAAGCACAAAAAUGCUAUCUUACGACGCGGCCUCGUCUACCCGGAGACUCCGAAGGCAGGCAACGCGACCAACUUGUCUCCAACAAGAAAUUCGCCGUUACGAUCAGAUGGUUAA